Molecule: messenger RNA, 6572 nt
Organism: Leptopilina heterotoma
Lineage: Eukaryota; Metazoa; Arthropoda; Insecta; Hymenoptera; Figitidae
Gene: Pi3K68D
Product: phosphatidylinositol 4-phosphate 3-kinase C2 domain-containing subunit beta
Exons: 25
Coding region: 153-5447 (1764 amino acids)
Biological process (GO): phosphatidylinositol 3-kinase/protein kinase B signal transduction; cell migration; phosphatidylinositol-3-phosphate biosynthetic process
Cellular component (GO): phosphatidylinositol 3-kinase complex; plasma membrane; cytoplasm
Molecular function (GO): 1-phosphatidylinositol-4-phosphate 3-kinase activity; 1-phosphatidylinositol-3-kinase activity; phosphatidylinositol binding
Source: RefSeq, a predicted model, not a curated record
UGGAAUUGUUGACUCGUGUCGAACUGUAAAACGAAAAUGUCACCUCUUUUAUCAUUAUUAUAACUGUUUCCCACCGCAAUUAAACAAUGUUUUAGUGUAAUUCUCAAAAUUAUUAAUUUGUCCUUUAAAAUUUUUGUGGAAAUAAUGCCACGAUGUCGAGUUAUGGGAGAAAUCACACUCAGAAAUCGGCGAUGAUCGAUUAUGAGCGUCAAUUUCAAGAGGACUUGGAACGUGCACAAGCAUUAAGCUUGGAGAGUUUGGCACUGGAAAAAUUUCGUCUACAAAAACAACAAAAUCAGUGUGACAAUAAUAUUCAACAGUCUUGCGCCUCGAGAAGUGACACUAAUUCAAUUAGUGAAGCCGAUGGAACUGUAGAGAAAAGUCAACAUAGAAGUCGACCUAGACCUGGUGCUUAUAAUUCAGGUCAAUCGCGCAAUGGUGUUAUUAUUGUGCCGCCUCCACCAAUUCCAGGUAGAAGAAAUUCAACAAAUUCGGCCGUGAAAAAUCAAGGAGUCGAUUUAAUUAAUUUUACGAGUCCUGUUAAACAGGAUUCAUUAGCUGAAUAUUGUACAGCACCACCAGUUGUUCCACCAAAAGCGCCAGUGGAACCAAAAUGGGAUACACAUCCGGCAUUGUUGAGGAGGCCGUCGAGAGUGUCUAGAAGUAAUAGUUCGGCAGCCGCUUAUCAACCGCGGGACUUUCGUUAUCAGUCACCAUCGCCGGCGCCAGGAUCGAAAGCAUCCACAGCGCCAUGUACUCCAGGUACGCCAGGAAUCAGUCCCGUCAUGUCCAGAGCGACAAGCGUUUCCAAUAAUGUUUCUGAGCCAAUUCCACAGAUUCCUCCACUGCCGAUGAAUUAUCGGCCUGGAAUUCCUUCACCUGUUACUACUGGUGUCUCAAAAGUUCCAUACGCCGUUGAUGAAAAUCAAUUUAGUGUCUUGAAGGUCAUUGAAAAAAAACCGAAUAGCAAUCUCAUUGAUCUGAGCGCUUACGAAUCUUUAGAGGACAAAUCGAAUGUUCGAGUCAGCGUUCUGGAGGCUUUUGAUCCUUUACUCGUAAAGACUGAAGAAAUUAGAGAUAUUUCAAGAGGAUCGAAAGACGAAGUCGAGUCGCAGUACAGUGGUUCGGUUUAUGAUCCUUUUGACCCGUUUGACUACAUGUACAGCACAAGUGAAACUGUUAAUUCCGAUCCAGUUUACGCGGCGGUGGAAAAAUCGGCAAAAUCGCCGGCCGUUUCGCCAGCAGCCCCACCGCCCUUGCCACCUAGAAAUUCAUCUGCCUGGAACACCAUUGAACGAAGAAAAACAUCACUUGAUCGUCGACAAAAACGACAAACGCGACUUUAUGAAAAUGUGACGGUUGUAAAGACCCGAGUCUCCCUUCACGAUUGCGAUUUACAGGCGUUUCAUAAAAUGGUUAAAUCAGUGCGAGGGGAAUUUCCGUUCAAUAAUCCAAGUACAAAUAUCGGUCACGUGAUUAGUCCAAUAAUGGAAAAUUUAUAUCCCGAAGGGACGAGUAUAAAGCUCGUUGUACAUUCGCAAAUAUCUGGUGACUCGAAAGAUCCACUUCCGUCCGUAACGUUUACCUGUGAUGUUAAUAGUAGUAUCGAACAUGUCAUAUUCACUGUAGCUUGUUCGUUGGAUGAAGAUAAUACAGUAAAUAUGGAGAACAAUAUUUAUUGUUUGAGAGUUUGGGGUUUGUCUGAAUUUCUCGCACCGAAUACAACAUUAGCUCAGUACGAAUACAUUCAUCAGUGCAUUAAAUUAGAGAAGGAUAUUGAAUUAGCAAUAAUGGUACGCGAUCAAAUAAAGCAGUCAAUCGCCAGGACACUGCAAGACGAUAAUCGAGAUCUGUGUGUUACUUUGGAAGAUUUAUUACCGAAUGAACCGCUUCAACCUAUUUCUUACGAUACUCUUCUUAUUUUACUUGAAACGGUCGAAAAGGAAUUGGAGAGAAUUGAAAAUGCUGCAGUACAAAUAGCAACGACAAAUCAUGGCACGAGUUUAUUGCCACAAUUACAGCCGCGAAGUGUUGUUCAAGCGGUGAAGGCAGUUUGUGUAUUAAUGGGAAAUAUUGAGACAUAUGAAAUAACAGAGGCCGUUGAUAAUUUUGUCAAUGCUUGCUGUAAAUUUCUACCGCAAGUGCACACGACAAAUAUUGAAUGUAAAAAUCCUGAAAUUCUACAUGAGGACGGCGAUUAUUCGGUGGUAACGCUGCGCACAAAAUUUCCCGAACUCAUUUCAUCGCACUGUCAUAAGAUUCGUGACGCUAUUCAAGAUUUAGUUGAAACAUACUGUCACGCAUUUAGAGUUGAUUUUCAAUUAACUAGUCGAGGAGAAUUUCCCACAAAUACUUUGGUUUCGUCAGAAGUGCUCGAUACAGUUCUCGUGCGCGUUGGAGCAUUUCACAGAAUACCGGCAACGUGGAAUCAUGACGAUUAUAUUGUCGCUGCUCAAAUAUUUCAUGGGACACGUCCAGUGGGAAAUCCUGUUCUCUCGGAACCAAUGACAGUUAGCUCGAAUUUCUAUAAAAGAAUAUUAUUCAAUUCAUGGAUGGAAUUCCGAGGAAUUAGUGUUUGUCAAGUUCCAAGGGAAGCAAGAUUAGUUCUUGUUCUUUAUGGUCGUACAUUACAACCAACGGAACAUGAAAAUAAUUCUUCUAAUGAAGGUGCAAUGCAAAAAGAAGAACUCGGUUGGGGAGCAAUUCAAUUCUACGAUUAUGAUGGUGCAAUGAGUCAAGGAAGCUUCUUUCUGUCCCUGUGGCCGGCAUCGGCCGACAAACGAUUGGGACCGGCACCAGCGCCUGGAAUUCAUCCCCACGGUGAUACUCAUCCGAUAGUUGGAUUAGAACUUCCCGAUUAUGGAGGGAAAGUUCUAUUUCCGUCUGAACUUCGCGAUCAUGAUAUUGAAUCUCUUGAUUUCAAUUCCCUUGAUCAAAAUACGCAGGAAUUGUUACUCGAUAUUACACAGCAAGACACUUUUUCUAGACCUCCUGUUGACGAAAGGGAAAUUCUUUGGGAAAAGCGUCAUUAUUUGCACGAUCGUCCGGAAGCUCUACCAAAAAUAUUGCUCGCCGCUCACAGUUGGGAUUGGGCCUGUCUUCCGGAUUUGCACGCCUCGCUGCGAGUCUGGACACCAUUGCCUCCAGUUCAGGCUCUCCAAUUACUUCUUCCAUGUUUUCCGGAUAUGAAAGUUAGAGAGAUGGCGAUAAGUUGGAUACGAGAAUUGAGUAACGACGAGCUUGUCGAUUAUUUACCACAACUUUUACAGGCAUUGAAACACGAAACUUAUGAAGCGAGUCAUCUCGCAAAAUUUUUACUCGAAAGAACUUUACUUUCUCCAAGAGUGGCUCAUCAUAUUUACUGGCUACUUACACAAGCUCUACCUGGAUUAAGUCCUCAGAAUUCCGCAGAGACGUCUUUAGAUGAUGAUAAAAGUCUUUGUCUCGCUCGAUAUUAUAGACGAUUGCAACUUAUGUUGCGAGCACUCUUAGCUGUGAUUGGUGAAUCUCUGAGGAAUAGUUUUCUUACUCAACAAUGUUUAGUGAAAAAUCUCCACGAAGUGGCAGAGAACAUAAAAAAUACCAAAGAAUCGUUAAGAAUGGACACGUUAAAAUUAGGAUUACAAAAUAUUAAUGGUCAACUAGCUGAUAAUGACGGCACUUGUUUACCACUCUCGCCAAGUCGACAAGUCUUUGGAAUAAACGUGCAAACUUGCUCCUAUUUUCCUUCCUUCACACUUCCAUUGAAAAUCAAUUUUCUCUCCUGCGACGAUGUUCUCAGUCCUGCAAUUUUCAAGGUUGGAGAUGAUUUGCAGCAAGACAUGUUGACACUGCAAAUGGUGCGGAUAAUGGAUAAACUUUGGUUAAAGGAGGGUCUCGAUUUGAAAAUGGUUACAUUCGCCUGCGUGCCAACGGGCAAUAAACGUGGAAUGAUCGAAAUGGUCUCAAACGCCGAGACAUUGAGGAAAAUUCAAGUUGAAUUUGGACUCACUGGGUCAUUUAAGGAUCGACCAAUUGCCGAAUGGCUCGCUAAGCACAAUCCCUCCGAAUUGGAAUAUGAGCGGGCGGUGGAAAAUUUUACUGCAUCGUGCGCUGGCUAUAGUGUCGCAACUUAUAUAUUGGGAAUCUGUGAUAGGCACAAUGAUAAUAUUAUGCUCAAAACAUCGGGACAUUUGUUUCACAUUGAUUUUGGUAAAUUUCUGGGCGACGCGCAAAUGUUCGGCAAUUUCAAACGCGACCGAACACCGUUUGUUUUAACUUCGGACAUGGCUUAUGUGAUUAACGGUGGCGAUAAACCGUCUGCGAAAUUCCAUCAUUUUGUGGAUUUAUGUUGCCAGGCUUUUAAUGUUGUUCGAAAACACGGAAAUUUGAUUCUCCACUUGUUUGGAUUGAUGACAUCGUCGGGAAUUCCUGGUGUCACAAUGGAUGCUGUGAGUUAUGUGCAAAAGGCAUUGCUUCCUGGACAAACAAAUCCCGAGGCUGCAGCAACAUUUGCACGAAUGAUUGAGAGUUCAUUGAAAAGUUGGUUCACUCAAUUCAAUUUUUUCUUGCACAAUUUGGCGCAGCUACGAUUCUCCGGCGAGCAAAAUGACGGUGAACUCUUGUCAUUUAUUCCACGAACUUACACAAUGCAACAAGAGGGUCAAUUAACAAGUGUACAAGUUCAUGGAUAUCAGAAACGUUACGAUCCAGAAAAAUAUUACAUGUACAUUCUCAGGAUACAGAGAAAGGGCCAAGCAGAUCCGGCCUAUCUAUUUCGGACUUACAAAGAAUUUUGCGAGUUUUAUCAAAAACUUUGCAUUCAUUUUCCACUUGCCAAAGUUGUCAGUUUAUCGAGCGGAAUGAGCGUUGGUAGAUCAAACAUAAAACAAGUAGCGGACAAACGUCGGGCAGACAUUGAAAAAUUCCUUCUAAGUCUCUUUAAAAUGGCGCCUGAAAUAUCGCAAAGCGAUCUUGUCUAUACCUUCUUUCAUCCUCUUUUGCGUGACCAGCAAAAUGCCGACAUUCAUCUACGAAAAGUUAAAGUUGGCAAUUGGUGGGCAGAGAAGAAAGUUCGCGAAAAUGUUCAAAAUGGCCAACUAAAAUUGUCUCUGCAUUAUACGAGGGGAACUUUUUGUGUCAUGGUUCAUCACGCGAGAGGUUUGCCAAAAGUUGCCAACGCCCAAGAACCGAAUACAUACGUGAAGGUGUAUUUGAAACCCGAUCCAACAAAAGCCACCAAACGAAAAACAAAAGUUGUCAAGAAAAAUUGUCAUCCAUCAUUUAUGGAAAUGUUGGAGUACAGAAUGUCAUUAGAGGCGAUAAAAGAAAGAACUCUGGAGGCGACAAUAUGGAAUCACGAUACCCUUCAGGAAAAUGAAUUCCUCGGAGGCAUUCGUCUACCAUUGUCUCGUCUCGAUUUGACCAAUGAAACCGUCGAAUGGUUUCCUCUAGGAAGUAUUCGUUAAAAAUAUUUAUAUACAUACUUUAAUGUCCGUGUGUAUUGUUAAGUUAAAAAAAAUCAGCUGCGCUGACAAAACACCCUCCUAUCUCCCUCUAAAAAAUUUCUAAAAACGCUUUUUGCAUUUUUUACACUAAAACCUAAUUACUAAAUUAUACGAUGCUGUCUCGUACAAUCUCCUUCCCCCCCCCUAUCCCUUUUUAAUUCAAUCAAAUUUCUCAUGAAAAAAAAUCAAUUUUCUAUAUAUUAACUAUGUAUAUCAAAUAUGCCAAGAUUGCCUCGGCUUUAAAAAAUUUGUGAUUUUAUAUACAAAAAAAUGAGAAAAACAACAAAAAAAACACUAUGUAUAAUUCCUGCACAGUUUUAUUACGACGAUAUAUAACAUGUGAUAAUUUAAGGUACUAAAAAAAUGGAAAAUUAAUUUUUCAACUAUUUUUUUUCGUUUUCUUUUUUUUUCCUAUAGAGAAAAGAAAAAAGAAAGAUGAAAAAAUAUUAAUUAAUUAACAUGUGAAGAAAAAAACAAACAAAUUUUAUAAAAAAAAACAACGAGAAAGAGAAAAAAAUAGGGAUAAAGUCUUUUUUAGUGAGAAUGUCACGAAAUAUUAAAAAAAAAGACAGAGAGGAAUAUUUAAAUAACGCAAAAAAUAUCAUAAAAAAUGUAAUUUUAUAAAUUUAAACAAGAGGUUUUUUAAAAAUAUAAAAAUUCGAAUUUUUUUUAUUUUUCUUUUUUACAUUUUUUUGUAUUUUUUCCUAUUUUCAAUAUAAAUUUUUUUUUGCAAUUUUCUCCCUCAAUUUUUUCUCUUUUAAUAAUUUUCAUAAAUCUCGAUUUUCUCUGUUGCAAAUUAUUUUUUGUUUUUAAUUUUUUGUUCUUGUUUAAUUUCCAUAUUAAAAAAAAAGUUCGUUCUUUAUUUAUACUGUUUCCGUUAUUUUUUCGAUUUUACUUGUUUGUUUGUUUCUUUUUAAUGUGAAAAUAUGUCGUAGCGUCAAUUUGUAAAUACAAAAAAAGGAAAAAAUGAAGUCAUUUCUGUAUUGUCGGAACAUUAUUGUUCGUGAAGUACAUAAAAAUUUAAUUGAUAUUUGUCACUCGUGACUCAUCUAUUUUUAAGUGAAUCUAAGAGUCGAUAGCUUUAAA